This is a messenger RNA of Purpureocillium takamizusanense, 3429 nucleotides long. RefSeq lists its product as uncharacterized. NCBI's taxonomy places the organism in Eukaryota, Fungi, Ascomycota, Sordariomycetes, Hypocreales, Ophiocordycipitaceae. The coding region runs from base 1096 to 3237 and encodes 713 amino acids. The record is from RefSeq and is a predicted model, not a curated record. The transcript is spliced from 3 exons.
UGCAUGAACAACACGCAGAAGUUGUUGGUACAGUCAUCACUUGGCACGUAUGUGACAGCGUCGGGUACCCUGGACGGGCUCGGGGCUAGUGUGCUUCGGAUCUGGCAGGUACCCCGUACCUGCAGGACGCGCCGGGAGACACCAAGACAUCCGCCGACAUUGAGCUCGUGCAUCUCCACCAUCCACCUCGACAUGCCACCGCCGCCCCAGAAGGCGACCAUGACACCAUGGACUUUUGGUCGCGAUUGUUGAGCCCCCUCUCGGCGGGCACGUCUCGCCAGGACCAGGCCAAGGACCCCGCCAAACGCCUGCACCGCUUCGAAAAGGAGUACGGCAGCCUGCUGGUGCGUCCCUGCCGGCCUUCACCCCCUUCCCGGCCGACCCGCAAGCGAUGGGACGAGCUGACAUGGCCGAUCGCAGUCGACAUGGCGCACGGCCAAUCUGCGUGACGGCGACGCGGCCGAGACGCUCGAGAUACGGCUUCAGGAGCUCACCAACAUCCUCAGCGACGAGAGCCGCCGGCCGCUGCCGCACCCGUGCAUCCAGUACGCCUCCAUCAAGCAAAUCUACGUGCCCAUCGGCAAGAUUGCCACGGCCUCGCAUAACGAGUGGAUCAUUAAGGAGGCGGUGCUCCUCUUCGCAACCCUCAUCGAGAGCGAGGAGGAGGCCUUUGUCGAGACACCAGCCUUUUCCACCAGCCUGACCAACUUGCUCGUCCGCAUCACCGGCGCCGAGGGCGUCCACCUCGGCCUCGAUACCGAGUCCCGCGUCGUCGAGCUCGCCUUUAACAUCACCACCAAGAUCCGCCUCGACCCGUCCAUCCUGCCCGCUUGGUUCAAGACGCAGGAUGGGCCCGCGACCCCGGACCGCCAUGCUGCCGUCGCCGGCGACCUGCCGCCGCCGCCGCCGCCCUCGGGUUUCGCCGGCCGCACGCAGCGCGCAGACUUUCCCCUCUUCUACAUACUCGUCGAUUACAUCCACCACGAGGGCAAGGUCGGUGACUUUGCCCGCACCGGUCUGCUCUACAUCAUCGAGGCCGCCUCGAGCUCUGCUGCGCUCGAGCAGUGGAUCGUCGAGAGCGACCUGUCCACCCUCAUGGCCACGGGCCUGGGCGCCCUAUAUAGCCAGCUCAGCCGCAAGCUCGUCAUUGAUCACCCGCCACACGACCUGCCCCCGAUCCUCGCCCUCUCCGACUACGAACACCCAACGUCGAGCUACGAGAUUGUCAGCUCCUGCUCGCCAGAGUUCCAGUCGCACCUCGAGACCUUUCUGUCCCACCUGCUCUUCUGGCAGGAUGUCCUGAACCACUGCAAGUCGGUCGAGGUCAAGUCAACCCUCCUCGAGCACUUUCAAGUCAUUUUCCUGCAGCAGCUGCUGUAUCCGUCGCUGCUCGAGUCGUCUGAUAUCGACGGGGGCUCGUCGGUGGCCGUACUCACAUACCUACGACGCAUCCUCGAGUCCCUCAACCACCCCGACAUGAUCAACCUCAUCCUGCACUACCUCCUGGCUCUGCCAGACACGCUGCCGUCCAAGGAGCAGCCCCGGUCGUCCAUUAGCCUCGCGCGGAAGCGCAAGUCGAUGGACCUCGCGACCAUGAUGGCCGAGAAGUCAGAGGACGCCGCCACGCCGCUCCUCUUCAACCUCGUCGACCUCAUUCUUGCGUGCUUGCGCUCGCGCAACCAGCAGACGAUUCACGUCACCCUGCAGCUCGUCUCGGCCAUCCUCAAGCGGCACCAUCGCUACGCAAUCAUCACGCUGCUCAAGACGGAGGUGCUGCCCGCCAAUUCAGUGGACCGCACCGUCGGCGCUCACGAGCAGGAGGUCGAGUAUCUCGUCUCACUGGCGGCCUCCAUCGGCGGCCACGGAAACUUUGACGAGAUGUACGCCAACAUCCUCAAGGACACCAUGACACGCCUGGAGAGCCACCCGUGCUCGCUGCGGCUUGUGGCGCCUCGCGUCUCAACGAACAAUCGAGAGCUGCCAGCCAUCCCAGACAGCCUGCCCGGCGCCCCCCGAGACGUCCGCGAGCACACGCUGCGUCCGGAAGACCCGCUGCUCAAGGCCAUCCUGGACCUGCUCGAGACAUUCUUCGUCAACCCGGUCGAGACGAACCUGUCGGUGUCGGAAACGAUGGUAGACCUUGCCAUUUGCGGAUAUAUGAGCAUCGAGGGAUGGCUGGCGCGCAGUCCCAGCGGGUACAUGUAUGCAGGGCCCGGUGAGCAGGACGACGCCUCGGCGAGCGAGGCGGAGUCCGUCGCAACAGACGGGGAGGCGGAGAGGCUCAGGGCGCUGAAAAGGUGCAGGGCGCGACCGGAGUGGUCACCAGAUGCCCUGCCGCGAAUCCUGUCCAUCGUGCGGCGGCUGUGUGACCAAGUUUCGUCGUAUCGCGCGACGGUUCCCCGCUUCGACGAGCUGCUACAGCAGCGUCGCGAGGCAUUCCAGACCGCCGACUCGAUGCUGGACAACCCGCCGCGGAAGGCGUCUCCGCAGCCGCCGCUUCAGGGAACGCCCGAGCGCCCGAGCAUGGACGAGGUCCUUCGCACGGGGUCCCCUUCGCGACCGUCGGCCCUGGAAGGCUUCGCGCAGCGGCUCCUAUCCGAGCUGGGCACUCCGAGCCGCUCGGCCAGCCCCAAAGGCCGCAAGGAGCAAAGCCGCAGCUCGGGCACGUCGACGCCCGGCGGCGGGCCGCAGCCCGAGCUUAUGACGCCAAACGCCAUCCGGGUGCCGCCCAAGGAGUUCCCCAUGAACUACGCCGACCCGAGCCGCGGCGGAGCGCGCAGCCUGUCGCCCGCCAGCGCCGCCGGUGACCCGCUUGACGACAGUCGCCGCAGGGACAGCAGCGCCACGAGCCAGGCGUCGGCAUUUGCCGCCAUCGACCAGAGCACCCUCGCUAAGCGCGUCGGCCUUCCGGACGAUAGGCUCAAGCCGAUUCCCCUGCACCUGAAUAGGCCCGCCCGGAGCGUGCCCGAGGAGCAGCCCGCCAAGGCGGCCGACGGGGAUGAGGAUGAGCACAAGGAGGAGCAGGAGCAGCACGAAGCAGGCGCCGAGGACACGUCCGAGACUGGUGCCGCCGCCGGAGCGGCUGCCCAGGAAGAGGAGGAGGAAGGGGAGGAAGAAGUACAUGUGUCGGUCUCGCACGUUAUCACAAACGUCAUCGUAUUCCAGUCGUUUCUCCUCGAGCUGGCCGCCCUCAUGCAGGUGCGCGCCGGCCUGUUUGACGAAGUCCGCUAUGUGUGAUUAAUGGACGUUCGCACAAAGAGUCGGGGUGUUUUGUCUUAAUUUGGUGCUAUGCAGCAUAGAGAGAGAUACCAGAUAGCAUCAGCCUGCGGUCUAGAUUAGAUGUAACCUUUUCGCACUCUUUAUUUUUUUUUCUGGUUCGGAUACGUGCGUUACUAGACAGGGCACGAGAUGUGUCGCGUGCAAGGGAAC